Wyeomyia smithii (pitcher-plant mosquito) is the source of this 1410-nucleotide messenger RNA. RefSeq lists its product as uncharacterized. Gene Ontology annotation, molecular function: aspartic-type endopeptidase activity. The transcript is spliced from 3 exons. The record is from RefSeq and is a predicted model, not a curated record. Lineage: Eukaryota; Metazoa; Arthropoda; Insecta; Diptera; Culicidae. The coding region runs from base 1 to 1410 and encodes 469 amino acids. Gene Ontology annotation, biological process: proteolysis.
AUGCCGUUAGUGAAUCAAAUCGAGCCGUACGUUCCUGGUACUAUUCCGUUUGCGCAGUUUUUGGAGCAGUUGGACUGGGUGUUUGCGCAUCAUAAAGUGGUUGAUCCGGCGGAGCAAAGAGUUUCUUUUCUCGCUACCUGUAGCAGGGAAGUCUACAGCGAGAUAAAGCUUCUUUUCCCUGGCAAGGAUUUGAAAGCUUUAUCGUUUAAGGAGAUUACGGAUGCUCUUAAAAAACGGUAUGACAAGACGGAAAGCGAUUUGAUCCAUCGCUACAGAUUCUACAAACGCGAACAAGGGCCGAAUGAAACAGCUGUGGAUUUCAUACUAGCUGUUAAGCUCCAAGCAGAGUUGUGUGAAUUCGGACAGUUUAAGGAUAUGGCGAUUCGCGAUAAGUUGGUUUGUGGAAUCCGCGAUGAGGAGCUACAAAGGCGUUUGUUUGAUGAGGACGAUCUAACCUUGGCGAAAACGGAGAAACUCAUCACGAAUACGGAAGCAGCAGGAGAGAGGGUGAAAAUAAUCUCUCGAGAUUCCAGUUCGCGCCGUACGAGCGUGUUGAACAGGCUUGGGAAUCGGGACAAUCGGUCUGAUUUCCGAGAUCGCUCGCGUGGACGGAGUCGUCAGCCUAGCAGAGGAAGGAGCAGAAGCCGAUCAGUUUCGUUUGACCGUAAAAAUCGUUCCACUUCAAAGUCACGAAAUCUGUUUUGCAAUUUCUGUCGUAGAAGUGGACAUACACGUCGUUUUUGUUACGACUUGAAAAACAAGAAAAAGUCAGUGAAGUUUGUCGAUUCUCCAGCAGCAAAGCCAAAAUUGAACGAGUAUCAAAAAAGUUUGAGACGUCGAUUGAAUAGAUCCGUCUCGGAUGACGACGACAUGGACUGUUUGAUGAUAUCAUCAGUCAAUAGAAUCAACGAACCGUGUUUCCGUAACGUUUUCGUUGACGGCUUGCGGUUGAAGAUGGAAGUUGAUUGUGGCGCUGCAGUCUCCGUCAUCAGUUUGGAGAUGUACGAGGGAGAAUUCGAUCACAUACCUUUAGAGGCGUGCGACAAGAAAUUAGCAGUGAUCAUUGGCAGUAAGUUGAAGGUGGAAGGAGAAAUAACAGUAAAAGUUGAGUUUAACGGCCAAGCGAAAACUGUUCAACUGAUCGUUUUGCGAAGUGGAAGUUGCUUCACACCUUUGUUGGGACGAGACUGGCUGGAUGUAUUCAUUCCUGACUGGAGGAAGGCGUUUGGAAGCAGCAUCAAUCAACUGGCAGUUUGCCCGGACCAGAUUGUUGCAGAGAUACAGAGUUUCCGUCGGAGGUCGGGUGUAUCUGGCGCACCGCAAUCAGCUGAAGCUGGUUGGAGCUCGCAGAAAUCGUCACGGUUUGAUUUUUGCGAGGGAGGAAGGAAGGAAGAGAGUAUGAAAGGGUAA